Messenger RNA from Pteropus alecto (black flying fox), 1779 nucleotides. RefSeq names its product family with sequence similarity 71 member A (gene GARIN4). Gene Ontology annotation, cellular component: nucleus. The record is from RefSeq and is a predicted model, not a curated record. The transcript has a single exon. NCBI's taxonomy places the organism in Eukaryota, Metazoa, Chordata, Mammalia, Chiroptera, Pteropodidae. Bases 1 to 1779 code for a protein of 592 amino acids.
AUGAACAGCGAGUCUCUGUUACCAUAUUACACGGCCCAGAGUGGCUCCGGCGUGGGCAUGUUCAAUACCGCCAUGGGGAAGCUACAGCGACAGCUGUACAAGGGAGAGUAUGACAUCUUCAAGUACGCACCUAUAUUUGAGAGCGACUUCAUCCAGAUCACCAAAAGGGGAGAAGUGAUCGACGUGCACAACCGCGUCCGAAUGGUGACCGUGGGCAUUGCGUCCACCAGCCCCAUCCUCCCUCUGCCGGAUGUCAUGCUGCUGGCCCGACCCGCCACCGGCUGUGAGCAGCCUGCUGGGCAAGGCCAAGUCACCAAGAGAAAAAGCCGCAAGGCUGCCAAGGCCUUAGAACUGACCAGGCUCCUUCCCCUGAAGUUUGUGCGCAUCUCCAUUCACGACCGUGAGAAGCAACAGCUGCGCCUGAAGUUCGCCACUGGCCGCUCCUGCUACCUGCAGCUGUGUCCCCCUCUGAAUGCGCGGGAAGACCUCUUUGCCUAUUGGGAAAAGCUCAUUCACCUCCUGCGACCGCCAGUGGACAGUAACAGCAGCACCUACGCCACACCUGCCGAGGACAUGCUGUGCGUGCCCGCGUUUGAGGAGGAGGACCGGAGGAGCCUGACAGCAGCCGACUUCCAAGGGAAAGGGGAUCAGGACCAGGUCAGCAUCCGAAGCCUCUACGUGGUCUCUGAGGUGUCUGGGGUCACCUCUGCAGCUUUUGCUGGCGGGGAGGGAACCCAAUAUGACUCCCACAAUCCCACUGCCAUGCCCGACGUGGCCACCUCACACACAAAACCUACACAGCCUGACAAAGCGUCGUCAGCAGGGGUGUCAGCAGGGGUGUCGGCAGGGGCGGCAGCAGGCACCACGGCCGGCGCUCUGAGCCUGGCGAUAACCAAGUCUGCUGCCUCUGAAGAGCUGAGCACAGCCAUAGCAGGGGCAGCUACCAUGAGUCCAGGAGGAAACAAAACCAAGAUAGCCAUUGCGGGCGCUGCCGACAUGUCCGCAAAGAGCAUCAAAGUGGCCUUGGCAGGUGCUGCAGACAAGCCAGCAGAGUGUCCUUCCAGCACCAGCCUCUCCCCAGAGGCCAGAACGAUUACUGCGACAGCAAAAGUAGAACCUACUAGCAAGGCUGUUGCAGAAAUAACCAACGAUCCAGCUGUGGCAGCUCUCGUUUCAACCCUGCCCACGGAAGGCAGCGUGAGAGAACCGGGGAGAAGGCGGCAGCACGUGUCUCCCUCCAGGGCUGAAGCCCACAAGAGCAGAAGGGAGAGGAGGGAGCGAAGGGAGAAGGACAGAGCUCUCAGGAGCUCCCGUCACCGCAGGGUGUCUGAAAACCGACACAAGGCGGGGGGAGAUAAAGUAUUCCAAAAAUCAGCUGGCCGGUCCUCGGCCAGACAGAGAGAUGACAAAAAGGAGAAAGGCCGUGGCAGCCCAGGGGGCGGCAGGCGUGUCAUCACGCACAAAGGCAUCAGCCACGCUCCCAUCACCAAGGAGUCCAGGAUCUCUCACAAAUCGGGGAGGAGCUCGUCUACGACUAGUUCAAGUUCCACAACCAAGAGACUCAGCAGGAUCAGCUCUUUCUUGAGGAAUGUCAAAGCCAAUCUUACUACAAAAGCAGUGGCCUCGCCACAUGGUAAGGAUGUGGACAUCUUGACUAAGACGACGGAGAGGAAGAGCAUGGAGACCAGCACGGAGGUAACAGAGAGUGGCCAAGGGCUGGACACGGCUGAUAGUGUGAAACCUGAGACCAGGGAGAAAGUGACCUUCGAAGCCCUUUGA